This is a messenger RNA of Acomys russatus (golden spiny mouse), 1312 nucleotides long. It is a transcript of the gene Pstpip1, whose product is annotated as proline-serine-threonine phosphatase interacting protein 1. Gene Ontology annotation, cellular component: actin filament; plasma membrane; cytoplasm. Gene Ontology annotation, molecular function: actin filament binding. The transcript is spliced from 14 exons. Bases 106 to 1254 code for a protein of 382 amino acids. Gene Ontology annotation, biological process: actin filament polymerization. NCBI's taxonomy places the organism in Eukaryota, Metazoa, Chordata, Mammalia, Rodentia, Muridae. The record is from RefSeq and is a predicted model, not a curated record.
CUGCUCAACUGGGGCUCUCACGAGUGUCCUGUGUUACAGUGCAGGGACUUCACGGCCCACACAGGGUAUGAGGUACUGCUGCAGCGGCUGCUGGAUGGCAGGAAGAUGUGCAAGGAUGUGGAGGAGCUGCUCAGGCAGAGGGCCCAGGCGGAGGAGAGGUACGGGAAGGAGCUGGUGCAGAUCGCACGCAAGGCUGGUGGCCAGACGGAGAUCAAUUCCCUGAGGACCUCCUUUGACUCCCUGAAGCAGCAAACAGAAAACGUGGGCAGCGCACACAUCCAGCUGGCCCUGGCCCUGCGCGAGGAGCUGCGGAGCCUGGAGGAGUUCCGUGAGAGGCAGAAAGAACAGCGGAAGAAGUAUGAGGCCGUCAUGGACCGUGUCCAGAAGAACAAGCUGUCUCUCUAUAAGAAGACCGUGGAGUCCAAGAAGGCAUACGACCAGAAGUGCAGGGAUGCAGAUGACGCCGAGCAGGCCUUCGAGCGUGCCAGUGCCAAUGGCCACCAGAAGCAAGUAGAAAAGAGCCAGAACAAAGCCAAGCAGUGCAAGGAGUCAGCCACAGAGGCAGAGCGAGUGUACAGACAAAAUAUCGAACAGUUGGAGAGAGCGAGGACGGAAUGGGAGCAGGAACACCGGACCACCUGUGAGGCCUUCCAGUUGCAGGAGUUUGACAGGCUGACCAUCCUCCGCAAUGCCCUGUGGGUACACUGCAACCAACUCUCCAUGCAGUGUGUCAAGGAUGAUGAGCUCUAUGAGGAAGUACGGCUGACACUGGAAGGCUGCAAUGUGGACGGCGACAUUAACGGCUUCAUCCAGUCUAAGAGCACUGGCAGAGAGCCCCCGGCUCCAGUGCCUUAUCAGAACUACUAUGACCGGGAGGUCACCCCAAUGAUUGGCAGCCCUACCGUCCAGCCAUCCUGCGGUGUGAUAAAGAGGUUCUCUGGGCUGCUACAUGGAAGUCCCAAGACCGCAUCUUCUCAAGCUCCUGCUGCUUCCACAGAGACUCUGGCUCCCACUCCUGAGCGAAAUGAGUUGGUCUAUGCAGCCAUCGAAGUGCAGACAACACAGGGGAACCUUAACUCAUCGGCCCAGGACUACCGGGCGCUCUAUGACUACACGGCACAGAAUUCCGAUGAGCUGGACAUUUCUGCAGGAGACAUUCUGGUGGUCAUCCUGGAAGGAGAGGAUGGCUGGUGGACAGUGGAGCGGAACGGACAGCGUGGCUUUGUCCCUGGGUCCUACCUGGAAAAGCUCUGAGAAAAGACACCAGCAGCCUCCACACACCUUUGCCCUGACUCUGAGGUCAGGACUGUUC